CGGGGUCGGCCAGUUUCUGGUAGUACCUUGCCGCUUGCAAUGACAGCUCGUACCAUGAUGCAAGCUGCCUCGCCGACGCUCGUCGGCUCGAUGGUCCUCGCCACCGCGUACGUCGCCGCCACGAGCCGCUCGGCGCCCGAACUUGCUGUGAAGCUCGUUGCGCUCGUCAUGGCCGCUGCGGGCUGGCUGCGUGCCAGGGCGAAAGCAGCGAGAACUAUGCCAGCAGCGAUGCCAGCGCCUAUCACUCGCCAAGACGAGAGCGACGACGUGUGCUUUGUGAAGCGCGAGGGCUCCAAGAAGGCCCGGGACGUGACGCUGGAAGAGACGAUUGUCGAGGAGAAGGUCGAGAACGGGCGCAUGGUGCGCACAUGCUCCAAGCGCAUGGCGACGAUUGUGUGCCCGCCGGAAGAGAACGAGAAGCACAUCCAAAUGUUCCUCAAGAACGACCGCAACGUGCUUGACGCGAUUGCCGCGCCACCGGCCGAGCCGUCGAGCCAAAUGACCAUGCCGACUGCAACGACGCCGCCGCCAACGACCCGCAUCACGCGAAGCACGUCGUCCACAACGAUCGGAGCUCCAUCCAGCGCGAUUGCCAAGGACGAGGCAGACGAGGCGCAUCCAUGGAGCGACUUGAUGGGGCCGGCGGCGGCUUGGCUGGCCGAGAAGGCGUGGACAACGGUGUCAGAAGGGCUCGUGACCAUUGCGCUCUGGUCGAUCUGCGGUGUCUUGUGGAACUCGGCCAACAACUUCAACUCGGACGCGACAUUUUGGAGCCUCUUUUGGAAGAAGCUGCAAGACGAGUUCAACACCGCGUAACACUCAAUGCACGUCCUACUUCACACGCCCUGGA
This is a messenger RNA of Saprolegnia diclina VS20, 850 nucleotides long. RefSeq lists its product as hypothetical. Bases 40 to 816 code for a protein of 258 amino acids. Lineage: Eukaryota; Oomycota; Saprolegniomycetes; Saprolegniales; Saprolegniaceae. The record is from RefSeq and is a predicted model, not a curated record. The transcript has a single exon.